AUGGUGGUGGAGGAAGUGCGCCACCAGGACGAAGCAGCCAGGUGUGCCACAGCCGUCUCCCAAGCUCAGCAAGGCCGCUGGAUGAAGUGGGAGGGCGUGGAGAGAAGGAAAAUCACGUGGAGCGAUCUGUGGAGCAUGAAGUCUAAUAGACUAAGCUUCAUCAUUAGAGCAACAUAUGAUGUCCUGCCUUCUCCAACCAACUUACAUGUCUGGUAUGGUGAAGACCCAGCCUGUCUCCAGUGUGUGGCCCCGGCAACCCUCAAACACAUCUCAGUGGGUUGCAAGACCAGCCUAACACCUGGGAGACACACCUGGCGCGACAACCAAGUGUUGAAGUGCCUGGCUGCCGAACUUGAGAGCAGGAGGGUAACUACUAAUGCCAUGCCUCCAAACCCCCAGCCCGGGCCCGGAUAUCCGGGCCUGCCCCAGUCUACCUUCCCACAAAAAAAAUCUUUCAUUCGGAAAGGGGAGAAAAGAAGGACCAAGUCAUCUGCUCCGGAUCCAGGCCCACUGGACGUAGCCCGGGAUUGGGAAAUGCGGGUGGACCUCAGCCAGAGGCUCACCUUCCCAUCUGAAAUUGCAGCGACCAACCUGCGCCCGGACCUUGUCCUCUGGUCCAAGUUUUGCGGGCGUGUCUUCAUCGUUGAACUGACCGUCCCAUGGGAAGAUGCCAUCGAUGAAGCAUUUGAACGGAAGAGAUGCGAUAUGCCGAUCAAGCAGAUUAAGCAGAAAGGAGGGGCUGGUGGCGUGACGGUCCCGCGGCGGGCGGCUUCCCAAGUCUUGAGCCGCCAACGCCGCUACAACAGUCCCUUCGAGGAAAUGCGGCCGGGAAAUAUGGAGCGAGAGUGCCGAGAGGAAACGUGUAACUUUGAGGAAGCCCGUGAGAUCUUUGAGGAUGACACCAAAACUAUGGCAUUCUGGGCAGGAUACAUUGAUGGAGACCAAUGCAAGCCCCCACCCUGUCAAAAUGGCGGCGCCUGUGAAGACGGCGUCAAUUCUUACACAUGCUGGUGUAACGCAAACUUCACAGGAAAGAACUGCGAGAUCGAGGUCAACAAACAGUGUUCGCUCAUCAACGGCGGCUGUUCUCACUUCUGCACCAUGAAGUCAAACUUGGUGAAUUGUCGCUGCCCGCUCGGAUACCAGCUCGGGGCCGACCGCAGAACUUGCGAGGCCACAGGAUAUAUGAGCUGCGGCCAGACGGGGGUCGGCUCUGUUCAUACGCCGCGUUCGUCCAACCAGACCGGCGAUGGUGAACCUGACGAUGUCAUCCCGGAUGAGUGGAUGGACUACGAGGAGGAGGACGAAAGGGUGGGCAACGCCACCGAGGCCUCACCAACACCACGUGUCAGGAGGCGAUCAGUGAAUGACUUCAUAGAUUUCUUCCCUACGAUUCCGACCAUCACGGCGAUGGAGAACAGCGAUCAGAGGAUUGUGGGAGGCUACGAGGCCAAAGCGGGCGACUUGCCCUGGCAGGCGGCGCUCCUCUCUCGUUCUAAUGGGGUGGUGGACAAGUUGCCCUUCUGCGGCGGGUCGUUGCUUAACGACCUCUGGGUCAUCACGGCGGCACACUGCAUCGUACAGCUCAGAAUGGCCGGGCAUGACUUCUUUGUGCGUCUCGGUGAGCACGACGUGGACGCAGACGAGGGUACGGAGAGCAACCACGAGGUGGCCGAGGUGCUGGUCCACAAAUCGUACAAGUACCAGAAGUCGAAGUUCAACCACGACGUGGCGCUUAUCAGGCUAGCCGUCCCGGUGGUGAUGUCGGCACGGCGCCGUCCUAUCUGCCUGGGGCCCAAAGGUUUCUCCGAAAACCUGCUGAAGGAGGCCACUACAUCGGUGGUGAGUGGCUGGGGUCGCCUGCGGGAUGGGGGGAUCCAGUCCACCAAGCUGCGCAAGCUGGAGGUCCCGCUGGUGGAUCGCAGCACCUGCAAGGCCAGCAGCGAGCAGCGUAUCACUUCCUUCAUGUUCUGCGCCGGUUUCCGAGACCGCAAGGAAGACGCGUGCCAGGGGGAUAGCGGGGGGCCACACAUCUCUCUCCACCAGGGCACCUGGUUCCUCACGGGCAUCAUCAGCUGGGGCGAAGGAUGCGCCCAGGCCGGAAAAUACGGCGUUUACACGCGUCUCUCGCGAUACUACGCUUGGAUCAGCAACACUACCGGCAUCCACAUGUACUCGUAA
Molecule: messenger RNA, 2181 nt
Organism: Nerophis lumbriciformis (worm pipefish)
Lineage: Eukaryota; Metazoa; Chordata; Actinopteri; Syngnathiformes; Syngnathidae
Source: RefSeq, a predicted model, not a curated record